Molecule: messenger RNA, 453 nt
Organism: Microbotryum saponariae
Lineage: Eukaryota; Fungi; Basidiomycota; Microbotryomycetes; Microbotryales; Microbotryaceae
Source: the annotation of a GenBank genome assembly
AUGGCACCCGCACAGCUCGAACUAUUCAAAUUCGGACUUUGUGAGCUCUCCAUCCUCUCCAGAAACACUCGAUCCUGUGGUUGACGAGUGAAAUCUGUCGUGACCGCGGAUAGACGUCUUUAUUCCGAUCGCUGCGAUGCUCCAUUACGGCGAUCCGGAUUGGUACGAACAAUACGUCGGCCCGCUUCGAUCGAACUACCGCAAAGAUGACUUGCCUCAGGUGCGUAAAAGGUCAAACUACAGCUCGAUACCGGUCGCCCCUGACACGUUCGCGUGGCCUGAUCUGAUUCCUGCUCGCUGCCCCUGCAGAUCGCACCGGCUCAAACACCAUCCGAGCUCAAGGAUCAGCUCGCGAAGAUGAGGGAGGAAAGGUUGAAGAAGAGGGAUGAGAGGAAUACCUCGACGACCACCACGGCACCUACAAUAGCGAACGCGGAGUCGCCGAGGAUUUGA